AUGUGCGAUGAGUUUGAACAAAUUUAUCAUCGCCACAAAGCCGAAAUCACAGCAGGCCAAAGUACCUACUGCCGUGGAAGUUCAAGCAAAAUUAACGACCCCGAUGAAGAUGAAGUAGUGAUUAUAGUAAAGACGGAUCCACGUAUUGUGGGUUUACUAGGAGAAGAAAAACAUAGAGAACACUUAAAUAGGUUAUCAGAAAACUCUUGGGCAACAGAAGUAGAAAUCGUCGCGUCCACUCUUUUCCUAGAUACACCGAUAUAUGUUUAUGCACAACAUAAACAGACUUGGGACUUAUUCGACCGGAACAUAAAGUCCAAAACCCCACCGAAGAAAACGGAGAAGUGCAUUUAUAUUCACCAUGUUUCAGAAAACCAUUAUAAUUUAGUGGCGGAUGUGGUAUCUGAUCAAGACCAAGGCCCUAUUAUGUUGAAUCCUGAGAGUGAAAUUGUAAAAAUUCGAGAAGAAGCAAUCCGAUACUUUAAUCCUGUCGGCGCAGCUUGGCAACACGGCAAGUGUAAUAAAUGGAAUUUGGCGUGCGAAGAGCCAUCCCAGUAUGACCUUUCACCAACAAUUCUCACCAACAGGUCUCCGAAGAAAUGUGUGGAAAUACAAAAAGACAAAAAUUGCUUCUUCAGAGCACUUUCUUAUUGUUUGACCGGCACAGAGAAACACCAUCAAUUCAUCCGAAACCGUGUGGCUGAAGAAAUUCUUUUUAAUCGUGCUCUUAAAGGAUUGUACACAGAAAAUGAGUUCAUAAGCUUUAUAGUACUCAAUGAUUGGGCAACUAAAAUAGAAAUACUUGCUUCGGCUGUUCUUUUGAACACAUCGAUAUUUAUCUACUCACACGACAGACAGGCAUGGGAUUUAUACAACAAGAACAUUGAAGACAAUUUGGUUCCAGUGAAUUCAUUCACUGAAAAGUGCAUUUACCUAAGGCAAAAGUCUCCAAAUGAGUAUGAUGUAGUGCAAGAAGUAGAGACCUUUUUAUAA
Messenger RNA from Adelges cooleyi (spruce gall adelgid), 993 nucleotides. RefSeq lists its product as uncharacterized. Gene Ontology annotation, biological process: protein deubiquitination. The transcript is spliced from 6 exons. Gene Ontology annotation, molecular function: cysteine-type deubiquitinase activity. Lineage: Eukaryota; Metazoa; Arthropoda; Insecta; Hemiptera; Adelgidae. Bases 1 to 993 code for a protein of 330 amino acids. The record is from RefSeq and is a predicted model, not a curated record.